AUGGGUGGUGUUGUGAAUGCAGUAUUAUUCCAAAGGCGUUCAACAGACCGAUGUGUCCUCAUUUACCAUUCCUCCAAACUCGACACGGUCGAGACAGGACAAAGUUUGUGUGCCCGAUACGUUGCAGCUGUAGCGAAAGCCAUUGACAAAACCAGCCAUGUCGUCAUGGGACAUCCAACUCAGAUUCACACCCAGCAUGGAGUUGCCGCUUUCCUCCAGAGCAAAGAGUUCACCUUCAGUGCAGCCCGGAAGACCAAACUUCAGGUCCAGUGCACUCAGUCACACAUAACCUUUGUUCCAAGCAUCAACAACAUGGCGACCAACAUUACAAGUGGAACACCCCAUGUGUGUGGAGAACUUGCGAUCAAGGAAAACAAGCUCAGACCAGACCUGAGUGCAGAUCCCAUUCUGAAUGCUGAUGCCUGGCUGUACACGGACGGUUGCUGCUACAAAGGAGAAGAUGGCAAUGUGGCCGCCUAUGCUGUAGUGCAGCAACACCCAGAUGGAAGUCACACCACCUUGGAAGCUGCAAUCAUUCCUCAGCCAGCUUCAGCUCAGUUAGCUGAAGUCACAGCCCUCACAAGAGCCCUAGAGUUGGGGCAAGGGCAAAUUGUAAAUGUCUACACUGACUCUGCAUACGCACAUGGUGCCGUUCAGCUUGAUGGCCCGUCCUGGAUGAGACGAGGCUUCCUGACUACCGGUGAUCAACCGAUCAGACAUCAAGUUCCAAUGAGACGCCUCCUGAGUGCAGUUCUGUUGCCCAGACGCCUGGCUGUCAUGAAGUGCAAAGGACACGACACCAACCAAACCAGAAUCAGUGCUGGAAAUAAUGCAGCUGACCAAGCUGCCAAGGAGGCAGGAGGUUACACGCCGCCUCAGAUGGUCAUGGCAUCCCCCAGCCCAGCUCAGUUCACGGAACUCACUGAAGACACGCUCAUCCAAAUACAGGAAAAAGCUGGACCGUCUCCAGGGCCCUGGCGACUGAUCCGGAGGAAGCUGCAGGACCAAAGGUAA
Pleuronectes platessa (European plaice) is the source of this 1014-nucleotide messenger RNA. RefSeq lists its product as uncharacterized. The record is from RefSeq and is a predicted model, not a curated record. Gene Ontology annotation, molecular function: nucleic acid binding; RNA-DNA hybrid ribonuclease activity. The coding region runs from base 1 to 1014 and encodes 337 amino acids. NCBI's taxonomy places the organism in Eukaryota, Metazoa, Chordata, Actinopteri, Pleuronectiformes, Pleuronectidae. The transcript is spliced from 2 exons.